CGACACCGACGCCGAAGUCCCGCCUCGCGGUGCGCGGCUCUCGCCGGGCCGGAGACGCGACGCUAUAAAAAUGCAGGAACUUCGGGAGAGCGCCAGGCACUCUUCAGCGGGAGUUGACUCCGCGUGGACGCACUCACACGGGACGCUCGAGUCGAGCCGAUGACUUGAUCCCCGCGCGGUCCCUGAGAGAUCUCGCCGUCGGUUCCUCCCCCCCCCCCGCACUUCCGAAGUGUAAAAAUCUCGGUCCGGGGGACCGGGUCGGGUCGGAGCGGAGCCAUGGCAGGGGACGGGUCGGACCAGCGGGCGCUGCAGUAUGAGCAAACUUUGAUGUAUGGGCGCUACACACAGGAGCUCGGGGUGUACGCAAAAGAGGAGGCCGCUCGGCUGAGGGAGAGCGGGCAGAGGCGAUCGGUCAGCGAACGAAGCCGAACCUUGGACUUGCUGGAGUACAACAAGGGGCGCUGUGCCAAGUGUCGCAGGUUAGGGUACCCGUAUGUUCUGGAAGCCCCAGCCCAGGACUUUAUCUCUGUCUGCACCGUUCGCUGUCAGAAGUUCCUGAUCUCGCGGGUCGGGGAGGACUGGAUCUUCCUCAUCCUGCUGGGACUCUUCAUGGCCCUGGUCAGCUGGGUGGUGGACUUCUGCAUCGCCAUCUGCCUACAAGCACAGAAAUGGAUGUACGGUGGUCUGGACAGCAACGUGUUCCUGCAGUAUCUGGCCUGGGUCACGUACCCCGUCGUUCUCAUCACCUUCUCUGCCGGCUUCACUCAGAUCCUCGCCCCCCAGGCUGUUGGUUCGGGCAUUCCAGAGAUGAAGACCAUCCUGAGAGGAGUGGUGCUGAAGGAAUACCUCACCUUCAAAACCUUUGUGGCCAAAGUCAUCGGCCUCACCUGCGCUCUGGGCAGUGGCAUGCCCCUGGGCAAGGAGGGUCCGUUCGUACACAUCGCCAGUUUGUGUGCUGCUCUCCUCAGCAAGUUCAUGUCUCUGUUUGGAGGAAUUUAUGAGGAGCCUGGUCUUGUAGGGAUUAAGAAUGAAUCAAGGAACAUUGAGAUGCUGGCGGCAGCCUGUGCUGUAGGAGUGGGCUGCUGUUUUGCUGCCCCCAUAGGAGGAGUGUUGUUCAGUAUUGAAGUAACGUCCACAUUCUUCGCGGUGAGGAACUACUGGAGAGGUUUCUUUGCUGCUACCUUCAGUGCCUUCAUCUUCAGAGUACUGGCUGUUUGGAACAGAGACGAAGAGACCAUCACAGCCCUGUUUAAGACCCGUUUCCGACUGGACUUUCCCUUUGACCUCCAGGAGCUUCCGGCCUUCGCCGUCAUCGGUAUCGCCAGUGGCUUUGGAGGGGCUUUGUUUGUGUACCUGAACCGACUUAUUGUCCAGUUCAUCCGUAAACAGAAGGCCAUCAACAGAUUCCUCAUGAAAAAACGACUACUGUAUCCAGCACUGGUCACUUUGCUUGUGUCCACACUCACCUUUCCGCCCGGCUUUGGGCAGUUUAUGGCUGGAAAGCUCACGCAGAAGGAGUCUCUGGUGACUCUACUGGACAACCGGACGUGGGCCAAACAGGGCAUUGCCGAGGAGUUUGACUACAUCGGACACUCCCAAGCCUGGAAACACCCGCAGGUCAACGUCUUCGUCACCCUGGUCCUCUUCAUCGUCAUGAAGUUCUGGAUGUCUGCGCUGGCCACCACCAUCCCAGUGCCCUGCGGAGCCUUCAUGCCAGUAUUUGUCAUUGGGGCAGCUUUUGGUCGUCUGGUUGGAGAGAGCAUGGCGGCCUGGUUCCCAGAUGGCAUUAACACAGAUGGCACCAUCUACCCCAUAGUGCCCGGAGGCUACGCUGUCGUGGGUGCGGCAGCCUUGUCGGGAGCAGUCACCCACACCGUGUCCACCGCUGUCAUCGUGUUCGAGCUGACUGGCCAGAUCUCCCACAUCCUGCCGGUGAUGAUAGCGGUGAUCUUGGCCAACGCCGUGGCGCAGUCCCUGCAGCCCUCCCUCUACGACUCCAUCAUCAGGAUCAAGAAGCUGCCCUACCUUCCCGAGCUGGGCUGGGGACACCACGAGAAGUACAACAUUCGUGUGGAGGACAUAAUGAUACGAGACGUGCGGUACAUCACCCUCAACUGCUGCUACCGGGACCUGCACAACGUCUUGUUGACGGGCCACCUCAAGACCCUGGCGCUGGUGGAAUCAGCUGAGUCCAUGAUCCUGCUGGGCUCCAUUGAGCGUGCCCAGCUCCAGGCGCUGCUCUCCCUGCAGCUUGGUCGGCACAGACGGUUGGAGUACAUCAGGGAGCGUGCUGUCGAGGAGAAGAAACGCCUAUCGGUCAUUUCAAACCCCUGCAGCGAGGAAGAGAGCCAGCGGGCCAGUCAGGAGGUCCGCUUCCAGAUCUCUACUGAGGAAUCUUCCUUCAGUCCUACUCGACCAGUACCUCAGAAGCCCCUGAAACCUGCUCUGAAGAGAGCCUCUGUGGUUGAGCGACCCACUGAGAUCCCCUCCAAUUCACCUGAUAAUUCGGGCAUUGCAUUAAAGAACCUGUUCUGUGCCAGUCCAGAAACCGAGAGCCCGGAGAAAAACAACAACUCGGAGAGCCCCUCAUCUCCUGAGCUCAGGAAGCCGUCCAAACGAGUCAGGAUAUCCGUGGUGGAGCCACCGCCCAGCUUAAAGAAUUUCUCUGUGGACGAUGGCGAUAUGGAGGACGACAUGACCAUCAGAGAGAUUACAGAAUGGGAGGAGAAGCAGCUUGAUGAGCAGGUCAACUUCAACAACUGCAAGAUCGACCCUGCGCCGUUCCAGCUGGUGGAGCGCACGUCACUGCAUAAGACCCACACCAUCUUCUCCCUGCUGGGCCUCGACCACGCCUACGUCACCAGCAUCGGACGCCUCAUCGGGGUGGUUUCCCUCAAAGAACUGCGCAAGGCCAUCGAGGGCUCUGUGACGGUGAAGGGCGUGAAGGUGCGUCCUCCUCUGGCCAGCUUCCGGGACAGUGGCACGAGCAGCAGUGAGAACGAGGCCACCGAGCUCCACAAGCUGUGGGACCGCCACAAGAGCAUGUCGCUGCCCCGCGUGAACACGCCCUCCGAGUCCGACGAGAAAUCCCAGUGAGGGGAAAACCGAGGAGGAGGAGGAGGAGGAAGAAGAGCAGGUGGAGGAAGAGGAGGAGGAGGAGGAGUGAGGCAUUAAGGUCUUUAAUCCCCCAAAGCCUCAAACAUGCAAAAAAAAAAAAAAUCCUCAGGUCUUAAGAUCAAUAUUUAAUUCUGGAAAGAGUUCUACUGCUACACCAGCCUCCUCAACUCGUCUCCUCCUCUCCCUCUCUCCCUCUUCACGGACCACACACUACUUACUCCUGGAGCCUUGCACUGACCAAGCCAGACGCUCCACAGGAAGGGGGGGGGGGGGGGGGCGACACCUCCACCUCCACCUGUGCCCUGUAUCCAGUUUCCCCUUGGGAACCUACAGCCGAUCGAAUGUGGAUGACGGAGGGGGGGCCAAGACGUAUGUUGGUGGAAUCCGACAAGGGACUGGGAAUGGGCUCAAAUCUUUAAAAAAGGGAUUUUUUUUUUUUAAUGUUAGUGUAUCGUUAGAGGUUGAGAUCAAAGAGUGGAGCUGCAAGUGAUCUUCCGAAUGAGUCUUCCACUUGAGCAGAGAAAUUCGGCCAUGACGACGAGGAAGAAACGUGUUUGUGUCGACUGAGUGUGAUUGUGUGAACUGAGAGAAUGUGUGCGUACAUUACCAAGGAGGUAGCAAACGACUAUUUCUGAUGCGACUCUGUUAUCGCCUUUAGAACACAUUGAAGUCUGCUUGAAUAAUUUAAUUCCUGCUCUGGGUUUUAACGUCUGUGUGAAAUCACCCUGCAGUUUGACCCACUGUGAAGCAUUGGACUCGUAUGGGGGCAGAUGCCUUAGUUUUUCUGUAUUUUCCCAGUUUCCAUUUGUCCCGUUUCCCUCGUCUCCUCGGUCCUAAUGGUCCGGCUGUGAACACAAUGUGAGGGCAGACGUGACUGUUGGCGGUGGCGGAAGGACCUGCAGCCUUUUUCAUACUGCGCACGCUGCUCUCAUGCUCUAGCUACGGCCUUGUGUAACACGGACACGUGGAAACGCACACAAACAUCACUGUGGCGACACGCGCUCCGAGUGGAGGUUUCUGCUUAUCUAUAUAUAGCUCUUAAUAACCGUUCCAGAGAGCGUUGGGGGCGGUUGGAGAGAGCAGGAAGCGAGCGAGGGAGGGAGGAAGAGUGGGGAGCAAAUGGAUGGCUGAGAGAAUGAAGACAUCAUUGCCUAACCAGUUGCUCCGGGCCCCGCUCAUCAAUCUGCCUUUGAUCGCCGCCUCCUUCAGAGACGCGCCCCUUCCCCAGCAACGGCCCGGCGCCGCAGUCGACUCCGGCCUCGCCGUGAGCGCCACGAGCCGACGACACGCGAGCAGAGUCCGAUUGAUUAAUGCCGAGGGACAGUAAAGGAAAUCCAUAAGUGACCAAUAGCUAGUACUCAGAAAUGGAGUUCUAACCUUCUAAUUGCUUCAGUAAACUUGGGCUGCAACUAACGAUUAUGUUCACUAUUGAUUAAUCUGUCGAUUAUUUUCACUAACUAUUAGUCGAUUAGUUGUUUGGUCCAUAAAAUGGUGAAAAAAUGUCAAUCGGUUUUCCCAUACCCCAAGAUGAUGUUUUGUUUUGUCCACACACAAAAGAAAUUCAGUUUACUGUCAUAGAGGAGCAAAGAACAUAUGCACAUUUAAGAAGCCGUAAUCUGAGAGUUUUGACCCUUUUCCCCAUAAAAAUCUACUCAAAAAAGUUGGCGAUUAAUUUAGUAAUCGAUUACUAAUCGAUUAAGUGUUGCAGCUCUGCAGUAAACUAGCACUCCAGCGAACUCGCCGAGCGUGGAUGACGCUAUUCAUUUCCCGAUGGCAGCAUGGUUUCUGAUUCAGGAAGCAGUCCCACAUGACAGAUGAGUACUGUGUAUUUAAAAAUUCAUGUCGGCCAUAGUGCAGAAAAAAUCCCUGAUUUGUUUCCCCCGUCCUCCGUCCCGGGUCUCGGCAAAUUGACCUCCCAAAUACUGUUUGUCUUUUUAAACACGCUCCUUUUUUCUUUUCUUUUUUUAUUUAAUUCAACGUUUGUUUUUUGGACCAGGCGAGGACGCCCUCUACGUGCCGCAGACUUAGUUCUUCCGUCCGUCAGCCUUAAACACUCCCCUCACGACCAGCUCCACUGGCGUUUUUCAGCGUGCGAGGCAUUGCAUGUUUGUUUUUUCCUUUCGGUGGCGUCCUGUCCUGCUCCGCGCCAGUGAACGUAAAACACACUCAGUAGGAUCGCAUGGCUCUGCAUGAGAGAGUGCAUGUGGAUUUGUUCAAUGUGAUUUCAAAUGUACCAAAAACAUAAGCUUGACAGGACUGAAUACUGGACGAACGGAUGAAGUUGUCAUACGUCUGCCAUCUUGUGCCUGUAUGUUGUCAUGCAUCUCAACACUGUCUUAUUUUAUACUUAAAGCGUCCAAUUAUUUUUGCUCUGAUUGGCAUCUUCCUCUCAACCAAUGAGCUUUAUGAAUUAAAAUGGGGACGGGGUUUUGGGGGGAUUAGCAAAGUGAUACUUACAGAUUAAUAUAUUUAACAUCAUUCCUGUAAUAUAAAAUCAUAAUUUAAUGUCUUAAUCAAUCUCAAAUUGUUGACUCUUUUCUUUUUCUGAAAAAAGAUUUUGGGGCUUGUUAUACGAUGUUUUGUUGUGUAUUUCGUUUCACAUUUGAUCAUUUUUAAUGUUGAUUUUAAUGCUGUAAUAUUUGUUGUUGGAUUGUAUUAUGUUUUUCGUUGCUUGACAUGCUGUCUGAAACAUUUCUGCUAGGACACGUCUUUGUAAAGUGCAAAUAACACUAACAGGGUGAAGGCUCACGUUGGCCGUCUGAUGGGGAAAAGCAAAAAGAAAAGUAAUUGUGAAGUCGGGGGGGGGGGUUGAAUGUUAGCGAGGUUCAUUCCACAAGUGCCUGCACCGGCUCCUCUUCAUCAUCAGCAGGAAUGAGUGUCCACACACACGCCCGUACAGGCCUGGAAGCAGGGGGACUGAUAUGUCAGCGCAACGUGCAAUUCUCACCAUGGCAACCUGUUGUCAUUGUCUCAUGCUCGUCGCCCCCCCCCCCUUUUCACACUGACCGAGAUCCACUCACCUGAUUGGGUUCUGUUCAUUUGUUUGUGCUUCUCAUCGAUUUUCCUUGUGCAGCCUUCCCCAUCCCCCCCUGCAGACUUUACAGAAUCGUCCCAUUUCAUUGGCUCCCUGACAGAUGUAGACUGAGGCAGAUACAUAUUUAUUAGUCUGUAUUAAUCCCUAGGAGGAGGUUUUUGUUUUUAACGCUUUGUAUCGAAGAUCUACUUGUUGUUAAUCAAUUUGUGCAAUAACGGCCAUUCAUCUCACUUUGUAACCCAGUUUUGAUCGAUGAUGUGAAUGCGAGAUAACCUUAUUUUUAUAAAGAAACCCGAAAAGUGUAAAAAAGAUGAUGUACAGUAUACAAGGACUACCGACGCUCACGCGGGAGCUUGAGUGUGAUAAAGUGACGCUUGCGAUCAGAGGAAAGGUUUCCCACAAGCCUCAGUAAAAAAAAAAAAAAAAAAAAGCCAUAAUCUCACGAGUCGGCAUUAAAGUAUUCAGGAUGCCGUUUGCUCCUUUAGGUGCCGAGUUCGAGUAGAAAAAUAUGGCUUUGACUCCUCAGUUUGGCUUUUGGGAAACCUUCUCCGUGAGGCUCUCUGGUGAGUCGUGCUGCGUGGACUGCAGCUGGCGCUCGAGUACAAGAACCCCUGGAGCACUGAUGCCGAGUCGAGUCUUAUCAUGCUCCCCUCUGUCCUCGGCUCCAGCCUGUGGGACUUGGAUAAGACCCCAUCCUCACAUCAGCUGCCGAGGGUUAUCCGCUCCCUGGGGCUCUUAUAGGGACUGUACACUGGUACUUACUGGAGGCCUCCAGAGGGCCAAAGUAGACAGAGCUGAACAAAAUCAAGAGGUAUUUUUCACACGGAAAAAAAAAUGAAACAUUGUUUUGUAUAUCAGGGAUGAAUAAAUACGAUUUUAACAAA
Molecule: messenger RNA, 7035 nt
Organism: Scophthalmus maximus (turbot)
Lineage: Eukaryota; Metazoa; Chordata; Actinopteri; Pleuronectiformes; Scophthalmidae
Gene: clcn2c
Product: chloride channel 2c
Exons: 27
Coding region: 277-3096 (939 amino acids)
Biological process (GO): chloride transport; transmembrane transport
Cellular component (GO): membrane
Molecular function (GO): voltage-gated chloride channel activity
Source: RefSeq, a predicted model, not a curated record